AUAUCACCGCCACAGAGCCCGUCUCUCCUCUUCGCAUCCCGGCCCUCGGUCUUCCUCUUCCUCACUCUUCCUGAUUCCUCGAAAGUUCUCCCCAGCUCGCAGUCCCGAUCGCGAACCCUAGACCCCCGCACAGCUCCAGGAAGUAGAGGCUUCAGGAGCUCUUGACUUUGGGAUGGCUACAAAACGGAUUAACAAGGAGUUGAAGGACCUGCAGAAGGACCCUCCUGUUUCUUGCAGUGCUGGUCCUGUUGCUGAAGAUAUGUUCCAUUGGCAAGCAACAAUUAUGGGUCCUACAGAGAGCCCAUUUGCCGGGGGUGUGUUCCUUGUGUCCAUUCACUUCCCACCUGAUUAUCCAUUCAAGCCGCCCAAGGUUUCCUUUAGGACAAAAGUUUUCCACCCCAAUAUUAACAGCAAUGGUAGCAUUUGUCUCGACAUUCUCAAGGAGCAGUGGAGCCCUGCCCUUACAAUAUCGAAGGUUCUUCUUUCCAUAUGCUCUCUCCUGACUGAUCCGAACCCUGAUGAUCCUCUGGUUCCAGAGAUUGCACAUAUGUACAAGACGGACAGGGCAAAGUACGAGAGCACUGCUCGAUCCUGGACUCAGAAGUAUGCAAUGGGGUAGGGCUCUCUUUGGUUAUGAGAUACAUCAUCUCGCUGCCCGUUAGUAAUUUUACUAAAUAAGUAGAAAUCAGUGGGGUUAUAUGUGGAUUCCUUGGAACCGAGGUGCAAUUGAGUCGGGUCUUUAAAUAGUUUUUAGUCGGGGUGUUUUACCUUCUUGCUUUAAUUGUCUUGCUGUUGGAUGUGAAUGGUUACGAUGUCUCCCUUUUAGUCUGCAAAAUAUAAUUGAUGAGUUAAUACAAGUUCCUGUCUCAAAUUGUGGUAUGUGU
Rhodamnia argentea is the source of this 884-nucleotide messenger RNA. RefSeq names its product ubiquitin-conjugating enzyme E2-17 kDa-like. Gene Ontology annotation, cellular component: nucleus. Bases 173 to 619 code for a protein of 148 amino acids. NCBI's taxonomy places the organism in Eukaryota, Viridiplantae, Streptophyta, Magnoliopsida, Myrtales, Myrtaceae. Gene Ontology annotation, molecular function: ubiquitin conjugating enzyme activity. Gene Ontology annotation, biological process: protein polyubiquitination. The transcript is spliced from 6 exons. The record is from RefSeq and is a predicted model, not a curated record.